Molecule: messenger RNA, 679 nt
Organism: Gossypium arboreum
Lineage: Eukaryota; Viridiplantae; Streptophyta; Magnoliopsida; Malvales; Malvaceae
Product: cysteine proteinase inhibitor-like
Exons: 3
Coding region: 180-491 (103 amino acids)
Molecular function (GO): cysteine-type endopeptidase inhibitor activity
Source: RefSeq, a predicted model, not a curated record
UCGAUCUCCACCAAUUACUAGACGCAAAGGAUACUGAAACAAAAGCAUCUCUUUUUGUCAUUUCGCUGACUUUUUUUCUUCUAUAAAAAUACGACACUUGGAUAUCGGAAUUACUGAAUUACAUAUAAUAAAAAUCAUAUCCUCAGAAAAAAGAAAAAAAACGCAAAGAAAAGAGAAAAAUGGCUACUUUGGGUGGAAUUAGCCAGGUCGAUGGAAGCGCCAAUAGCCUGGAGAUUGAAAACCUCGCUCGUUUUGCUGUUGAUGAACACAACAAGAAAGGGAAUACGAUGCUGCAGUUUAAGAAGGUGACGAAUGUAAAACAACAAGUGGUUUCUGGGACUAUGUAUUACAUAACAUUGGAGGCGAUGGAUGGUGACAAGACGAAAGUUUAUGAAGCCAAGGUGUGGGACAAGCCAUGGAUGGAUUUCAAGGAGUUACAGGAUUUCAAGGUUAUUGGCGAUGCUCCCGCCGGUUGUACUUCCACCGCUUAAGGUGACUGGAGAUUGUAGAGGAAAGGAUAUCAGGAUACCGAAUGCGGGUUUUAAAUAAAUGUAACUGUCUUAUGUUAAUUUGGAUUUAGACUACUAAAUUCAGUGGUAUUGAACUUAAGCUUAUCUAGAACAAUGAAAGCUUAUCUAGAACAAUGAAUGAAUAACGUCUAUUGAUGCAAAGUACAUAA